Messenger RNA from Coccidioides posadasii C735 delta SOWgp, 237 nucleotides. RefSeq lists its product as uncharacterized. The record is from RefSeq and is a predicted model, not a curated record. Gene Ontology annotation, biological process: mitochondrial electron transport, cytochrome c to oxygen. NCBI's taxonomy places the organism in Eukaryota, Fungi, Ascomycota, Eurotiomycetes, Onygenales, Onygenaceae.
AUGUUUGCUCGAUCUGCACUCCGCGCCAAAACGGCCACUUCCCUCGUCGCCCGCCGCGGCUUCCAUGCUACCCGGCCUCAGUUCGGCAGUCCGUUCCACUACCCUGAGGGUCCGCGCAGCAGCAUUCCAUUCAAUCCUCUCACAAAGCACUUCUUCUGGAGAUACUGGGGCUUUAUGGGCGUCGGUUUCUUCAUGCCCUUCGGAAUUGCUGUCUGGCAAACAAUGAAGUCCCAAUAA